AGUUGUUCCGGUAUAUACUAUUAUUGGGCAUAAUUUUUCGUUUCUUACAAUAUGGAUAGCAAUUUGGUUAAAAAAAGUGGCAGGGGAGAGAAGAUGCUGUCAAUGAUUGGAAUAAGGCUAGAAAAAAUCGGGCAACCAGGGCAAGACCCACAUUGUCAUUGGAAAGUUAGCAGUCUCAGUGGAAUCUCGAACCCCCAAUUAGACAUUAACAAGUCCGAUUGUGAUGUUUUUGCUGAUAACGGAUCAAUUAUAGAUCAUGAUAAACCAGCUUCUAGCAGCAUGAUGGAAGGUGAAGAUGGCGUAUGUAACAAAGAAAACGACGCUAACGACGAUAUGGACAAUAUUAGCCAGAUUGACAACGACGACAAUGUGGAUAUUACAGCACAACCAGCUUCUAGCAGCAUGAUGGAAGGUGAAGAUGGCGUAUGUAACAAAGAAAACGACGAUAUGGACAAUAUUAGCCAGAUUGACAACGACGACAAUGUGGAUAUUACAGCACAACCAGCUUCUAGCAGCAUGUUGGAAGGUGAAGAUGGCGUAUGUAACAAAGAAAACGACGAUAUGGACAAUAUUAGCCAGAUUGACAACGACGACAAUGUGGAUAUUACAGCACAAUGUUCUACAACUAAUGAUAACGCCAAGCCGAAUGACAGGAAUGAAGAACCUCUAUCAAGACGUUAUUCUUGGGAUGAGGAAGAACCCUUUUCAUCAGAUGACUCAGUCCAAGAUCCGAAUUAUGACAACGGCUCAGUCCGAGAUCCGAAUUCUGACAACGACUCAUCUUCAUCAUCAUCAAGUUCAGACUCAUCUGUUGACGAUAAUGAAGGUGGAACGGCCAAUCCCGUGAAUCUGCCAGUCGAGGCCGAGGUCGAGGCUGAAACUACAAAAAAAAGAACGAGAAAAAGAAAAGCAGUCCCAUCCCAAUGGAAAAAGUUCACUACCAAGCGUCUAAGAAAUACUGGAAAAUCAUACCAAACUUUGGGAAAGGGAUUAAUAGUUCCAGAACGACGAAUGAAACCACCGUGUGAUGCUUCUAAGUGCAAACAGAAAUGCAGUACCAAAUUCACAGAAGAAGAAAGAUUAGCCCAAUUCAAAAAAUACUGGGACAUGGGUGAUAUCGUAAAACAACGUACCUAUAUUUUAUCGCUUAUUCAAGAAGUUAAUCCUGCAUACAGAUACCCACGUAAUGCCGUUGGCAGAACUACAAACCACGCAUUUUUUUUUCCAAAAGAUGACAAGAAAUUGAGAGUUUGUAAGUAUUUUUUCAUAGCUACACUAGGCAUUACUGGGCGCUGUAUCCGAACAAUAAAGAUGAAAAUUAAAGAUUCUACUAUAGCCGAAGAUAACAGAGGAAAACAUUUCAACCAUAAAGAAGUUCCGAAGGAUAUUAAAGACGGUGUUCGCUCCCACAUUGCGUCAAUCCCAACUAUUGAGAGCCAUUAUACACGAGCACAUUCCGAAAAACUUUACAUAGACGGAAGUAAGACAAUUGCUCAGCUACAUCGUGAUUAUAAAGAAGAAUGCACUAAUCAGGAAAAACCUUUUGCUAAUCUCACUAUGUAUAGAAACAUCUUCAACCACGAGUUCAAUAUAGCCUUUUUUAUUCCUAAAAAGGACCAGUGCCAAGCCUGCGUAUCCUAUGAAAAUUCAACAGAAGAAGAAAAGAAAAGGUUAGAGGAGGAACAUAACGCUCACAUCGAGGAGAAAAUUUUAAGCAGAGAAGAAAAGGAAAACGACAAAAAGAGUACUUCUUCUUCAUAUCAAGUAGCGUGUUUUGAUCUGCAAGCCUCUCUACCAACACCAAAUGGACAAGUAUCCUCUUUCUAUUAUAGGUCAAAACUGUCUACCUACAAUUUUACUGUGUCGGAUCUUACAUCAAAGGGGCAAGGAUUAGUAAAUUGUUACAUGUGGCACGAAGGUCAGGGUAAGAGAGGAGCAGUUGAAAUAGGCACUUGCCUAUUGCAUUAUUUAAAGGAAAAGGCUGCUGUGUGUAAUACUGAAGAUCUCGAAAUAGUAUUCUAUUCCGAUAAUUGCACAGGCCAACAGAAAAACAAAUUCAUCAUCACAGCUUACCUUUAUGCCGUGGCUAAUUAUAAAAUCAAAGCAAUCACUCAUAAAUACCUUAUUACUGGACACACCCAAAAUGAAGGCGAUAAUGUCCAUUCCUUAAUUGAAAAAAGCGUCAAGAGAGCUCUUAAAUCUGGCCCUAUUUACACGCCGUCUCAGUAUGCAGCUAUAGUACAAACAUCCAAAAAAACCGGCAAGCCUUUCAACGUAAUAGAGAUGUCUCACGAAGAUUUUCAUGACUUAAAGCAUUUAACUGAAAAGACUACCAUAAAUUUUCAAAAAAAUACACUGGGUGAAACUUUCAAAAUUGCUGAUGCUUCGAUAAUUAGGGUGGAGAAAAAUCACUUAGACUCGUUUUUCUACAAAACGUCUUUCAAAAAUACAGAUUUUAAGCAAGUCCAAGUAGUGAUUCAUGCAAGACGUUCAAGAGCACCCCUCUCUACUUUUCCAGAGUUUGAACUGAAAAAAGCUUACGAUAGUCCUAUACCUAUUGCUAAGAAAAAAUAUGAUGACCUUAUGUUUUUGUUAAGAACCAACGCUAUUAAAAAUUGUCACAGUUAUUUUUAUAACAGUUUAAAUUUUGAGUGA
This is a messenger RNA of Ceutorhynchus assimilis (cabbage seed weevil), 2655 nucleotides long. Lineage: Eukaryota; Metazoa; Arthropoda; Insecta; Coleoptera; Curculionidae. The record is from the annotation of a GenBank genome assembly.